This is a messenger RNA of Arachis stenosperma, 1775 nucleotides long. Its product is annotated as protein ROH1-like. The record is from RefSeq and is a predicted model, not a curated record. The transcript is spliced from 2 exons. The coding region runs from base 332 to 1507 and encodes 391 amino acids. Lineage: Eukaryota; Viridiplantae; Streptophyta; Magnoliopsida; Fabales; Fabaceae.
CUUAAAAAAAUGUUGUCAUGUCAGUUGUCUCGCCAAUAAUAUUCUGAUUUUACAUUGCCCUCUUGUCUGUCCUUCUCUUCCCUUCAACUGGCGUGAACUGAACCAAAGCGAGGGGCUUUGGUCCUUCGCUAGGGUUUUGGAAUUCGCCAUUUUCCCUUUUCUGCAAUUCUACGCUUCCUAUGAUCACCCUUUUCAAUCCACAAGCCUCCCAUGAUCUUCUUUGCUUCCCGUCUACGCUUUUCAACUGCAAAGGUUAUAUGUGAUCUCUUUGGUUCUGGUCCAGUGUAUUGAGGUGUUUCAGAGGUUUCCCUCUGAAAUCUAGUCAGCAACUAUGCCUUCAACAGAUAAUCAGAGCCCCUCAUCGUCAUUCUCCUCGUUUGGCCGCUCAAUAUUUGGUGUCAGGCAGGAACAGGUUCAUUCUGUUGAUGCAGGCCACGAAUCCGACUCCUGUAAUUUAGAGCUUGGAUCAUUCCAAAGGCGGGUUACAGAUCGAUUUCAGGACCUCUCUGGGGCGAGUAAUGAUGAAUUGCUCUCAAUUGAUUGGGUUCAGAAGCUAUUGGGUGUAUUCAUCUGCUGCCAUGAGGAAUUCAGGACUAUUCUGUUGAAUAAUAAAGAGCAGGUUUCAAAACCCCCCUUAGAUCGUUUGAUUUCUGAAUUCUUUGAGAAGUCAGUGAAGGCGCUUGAUAUUUGUAAUGCAAGCCGUGAUGGGGUUGAGAAGAUUCGUACAUGGCAAAAGCAUCUGGAUAUUGUGCUUUCUGCCUUAGGUUUGAAUAAGAGAGCAUUGAAUGAAGGCCAGUUCCGGAGGGCAAGAAAGGCACUGAUGGAUUUAGCAUUGGCAAUGCUCGAGGAGAAAGACUCUGGAUCAGUUUUUUCGCAACGUAAUAGAUCUUUUGGGCGUCAUAACUCGAGCAAGGAUCAACACUCGGCAGGGCAUUCACGAUCGCAUUCAUGGAGUGUCUCUCGAUCAUGGUCUGCUGCCAAGCAACUCCAGUCCAUUGCAAGCAACCUUGUUCCACCUCGUGGGAAUGAGAUUUCUGCUACAAGAGGACUUGCAGUUCCUGUUUAUACAAUGAAUUGUAUUCUCUUGUUUGUUUUGUGGACCCUUGUUGCAGCAAUUCCCUGCCAGGACAGGGGUCUAAACAUUCACUUUUCAGUCUCACGGCAAUUUUCUUGGAGCGUGCCAGUUAACACCCUCUAUGAACGGAUCAUGGAGGAGUCAAAGAAGCGAGAUCGCCGGAACUCAAAUGGAUUGUUGAAGGAGAUAUAUCGAGUUGAGCUAUGUACCCGUCACUUGACAGACUUGGUGGAUUCACCUCAGUUUCCCUUGACAGAGGAUCAGGAAAUGGAAAUUGAACAGGACAUGAAGGAGCUCACUCAUGUUUGUGAAGCUUUUAGAGUUGGACUGGAUCCACUGGAGCGCCAAGUGAGGGAGGCAUUCCGGAAGAUUAUGACGUGCCGAACUGAGGGUCUUGAUUACCUUGGCUCAUCCAGCUAUGCAGAUCAAUGAAAAUGUUGGAUUGUUGAGCUUACCAGAUGUACAAAUUUGCGGAACAUGUAUAUUUUUACAUCUUACCAGCUUUUUGGGGAGGAGGAAGAAUGAGUAGACGAGCUUAGUUGAUAAAUCAUUUAGCUUCCUUGUUUUGCAUUGUAUUUAUAUAUCUGUACUUUGUAUAAGAAAACAUAAUCACUUCAUAAAUAUUUUAUGGUUCGGUGGCUUAAGAGAUAUAUUUAUAUAUAGCAAGUAUUUUCUCACACUUAUGUGAGUAAAUUUCUAA